AUGCUCCUCUCCUCCUCCUUUGCAGCGCUCGCGGCUCUCGCCCUCGUCCCCAGUGGCGCAGUGGCAGAGUUCGUCGUCCACAACGUCAAGCCUCUUGUCUAUGCGCGUCUCGACCCCAUCGCAGCGCCGGGCAAGGUCGCUCCCCACGUCCACAUUCUGCAGGGUGCCUCCAACCUUCGUGAGGUCCUCAACACGCCCGAGGAGCAGCAGAACGCCGACUGCACCUCGGCCAUCAUCCAGGGCGACAACUCCAACUACUGGCAGCCGGUGCUCUACUUCAUCAACAAGGACAACAAGUACGAGGCCAUCCCGCACGGCAACACGCGCGUCUACUACCGCACCGACUCGAACUCGAUGCGCAACCAGCCCUUCCCUCAGGGCCUGCGCAUGAUUUCCGGUACCGCCAUGUCCCGUGACCUCUCGGACCGCCGCACGAUGGGUAUCUCGAUCCAGACCAACGUCAAGGAGCUCGGCGCGUGGCUCCCCAACUCGACCAACCACCCCGAGCCGUACAACAACGUGCGCCUCACCGUCGCCUUCCCGUCGUGCGGCAAGGCCGACCAGACCCUCGACUCGCCCAACCACUUUGACCACAUGACCUGGCCCAUCUUCCGCGGUGGCGGCCUCGAGCGCGAGAACUACUACGGCGGCUUCUGCCCCGACUCGCACCCCAUCAAGUACCCCCAGCUUCUCUACGAAAUCGUCUACUACCUGUACCCCGAGCAGACUCCCGACCCGAAGAAGAAGUACAACGUCAUCCUCUCCAACGGCGACGUUACCGGCAACUCGCUCCACGCCGACUUUGUCGCGGGCUGGGACGCUGCUCAGCUCGCCCAGGCCGUCGCCUACGACCGUCUCGAGCCCCAGCGCCCCUGCAACGUCGGCAUGUCCAUUGAGAAGUGCCCUCCGUUCGCGUCGCCCGCCAUCAACAACAUUGACAAGGCCAUGGCCUGCCGCUUCUCGGGCCAGGUCCCCGCCGAGGAGGUCGGUCUCUUCCGCCCCAUCGACCAGCUGCCCGGCUGCAACCCCGUCUGGGCGCCCGAGAACGGUCUCAACAAGCCCACCAACUGCCCGUGGUUCAAGGGCGACCCCGGAUUCGUCGGCCCCAAUGCUUGGUGGCAGAAGGUCUGGGGCGACCAGUCGUACCCCAUUGUUGCGCUCGACACGCCUGACAACCAGGACUGGAACAACGGUAUCGCCUCCAAGAUCUUCAGCUCGGGCCGCAUGGGACGCUGGGGCACCUCGCCCGGCGGCGGCAACAACGACAAGGUCAUGGUCGGCUCGGCCAACGACAUCAACGCCAACAAGAACGGCCCCGGCCAGCGCAACGCCCGCGUCAACGGCAUGAAGAACUCGUGCGCCUACAACGGCAUGUACCCCCCUACCCAGUGCAUCCCCCGCAAGGACCAGUGGCAGACCUACGGCGUCAACAACGCCGCCCCGACCUACACUGCCAACUCGAUCGCGGCCAUCUGCGGUGCCACCAACUCGCACGGCCCCGUCCAGCCCUCGGACAAGUACAUCAAGGGCCCUGCCCCCAUCAUCACCACCGCUGCCAACUGUGGCGCCUUCCCCUCGCCCGCUCCUCCCAAGAAGCGUGAGCACGUCCAUCGCGAGCACUUUGGCUCGGAGCAGGCCUCGGGCCCCACUGCUGCCCCCACCCCUGCGCCUACCCCCACCAACUAA
Messenger RNA from Vanrija pseudolonga, 1686 nucleotides. RefSeq lists its product as uncharacterized. The coding region runs from base 1 to 1686 and encodes 561 amino acids. Lineage: Eukaryota; Fungi; Basidiomycota; Tremellomycetes; Trichosporonales; Trichosporonaceae. The transcript is spliced from 2 exons. The record is from RefSeq and is a predicted model, not a curated record.